AUCUACAAGGACGACUUCAAUGUUCGAAACCCUGAGUUCUCAGAGGCUCCAGACUUUGCAGAUCAGACCGGUGUGUUCGAGUACUUCAUGAACCUGACCGAUCCUGGACCUCACGUCUUCACCUUACGGCAGGUUCUGACCCAGAGACCCGUUACCUGGGCAACAGAUGCUGACCAGACCGUCAGUGUCAUCGGAGACUACCAGUGGCAGAACCUGACGGUGUCCUGCGACGUCUUCAUGGAGACGGUGAAGACUGGAGGAGUGUUUGUAGCAGCUCGAGUCGACAAAGGAGGACAGUCGAUCCGCAGCGCUAAAGGAGUUUUCUUCUGGGUGUUUGCAGACGGCACGUACAAAGUCACCAACGACCUCGCUGGACAGACCGUUCUUGCAGAGGGACAGUCUGGUACUCUUGCGUUCGGUUGGCACACAUUGACACUCACUGUGGAGGGUCAGUUUGCGUCUGGUCUUCUGAAUGGAUAUCCUCUAUGGAAGAACGCCGUGGUCCUGAUGCCUCAGAACGGCUGGGCCGCUGUAGGAACCCGCUCGUUUGAGCUGGCUCAGUUUGAUAACUUUAACGUGGUGGCGAAAUAAUCACUGACUGAUGAAAUGUACACUGUGCUGUGAAUGCUGUGAUGACUCUAAUUUAUUGACUUCAUUCAUGCUUUAAUUAGGAUGCGAAAGGGGAAAUAAUGUAUCAAUACGCACUCCUGCCUUUAAAUUCUUACCUGAUCAUUUUGUAAAUUAUUGUAUUUGUAAUAAAAGGAUGGUUUUAUACUUUU
Labrus bergylta (ballan wrasse) is the source of this 779-nucleotide messenger RNA. The record is from RefSeq and is a predicted model, not a curated record. Lineage: Eukaryota; Metazoa; Chordata; Actinopteri; Labriformes; Labridae.